AUGUUCGUCAAUUGCCCUGUACACGGCCCUCAAGGCCAUGAUAACCGACCCCAGCUGCAGUCUGGUGGUCAAGAUGAAGCAGCAAGCGGCGGAUCUCGGCAGCAAUCUGGAGGCUUCCCGCAGCAAUUUUGCGGUCGAGGUCAAGCAGCAAGCGGCGGAUCCCAGCAGCCAUCUGGAGGCUUCUCGCAGCAAUUUUGCGGUCCAGUUGGCUUUAAGGCGCGCGGAGGACGUGGCGGUGGUCGCGGUGGCUUCCAGUCACGCGGCGGUCAUCAAGGUCACAACUCUCUCGACGAGCGUGAGCGGGAAUUGAAGCUGAGGCGAGAGGAGAUCGAGAUGAGGCGAGACGAGCUCGAGAUCCGCGAGAGGGAGAUGGAACUCCGACUCAAGACUGCCCACGAGCUAGUAUUAGGUCAUCUCUCCGGAACAGCGCCCACGCCCACGCCGACCUCGACUCCUCCCUAUCAGCAGCAGGGUAAGAGGAAGUUCGAUGGCGAUGACAGUUAUGGCCACCAACAGCCAUACAAGAAGAAAUGGAACAAGAACGUCGCUACGGACAAGCUGAGCAAUGCCGCUCAUCAGCACGUCCAGGGUCAGCAGCAGCAGCAACUGCAGCCGCAGCGACCGCAGCCGCAGCAACCGCAGCAGCGGCCACCACGGUGGAAGAGACGAUUGGAUCGGCAGCAGCGUUGGCAGCAGCAUUGGCAGCAGCCGCAGACUGGACCUGUAGAUGGCGAGGGUGAUAUGUCAAUGCAUGGCGAUCACGAAUCGACACCUGGUCAUGCCAUGGCUCCUCCAGCUAGCAUGGGUCCUCUACCAACUCCAGCCAGCAGUGGUCAGCAAGGUCCUGGGAACGGUGGCGGCGCAUUCGCCAACAUGGCCUUGCCUGUCGGCUCGGUUGGCGCUGCUCAAGGUGGUGGGGUGCAUCAACUCCGCGAUCAGCUACGUGGAGGAAGACCUGGUGAGGACGGAGAUGGUACGACAACUGUCGCACCGGAAACCGGGAUCGUCGAGUCUGCGGUUGUGGCGAGGUCGAGAGAUCCUGUCGACAAGCAGCUCGACGAGGAUCCGAUGCGCAAGUAG
Messenger RNA from Pseudocercospora fijiensis CIRAD86, 1080 nucleotides. RefSeq lists its product as uncharacterized. The record is from RefSeq and is a predicted model, not a curated record. The transcript has a single exon. Lineage: Eukaryota; Fungi; Ascomycota; Dothideomycetes; Mycosphaerellales; Mycosphaerellaceae. Bases 1 to 1080 code for a protein of 359 amino acids.